AUGGGUGAGUGGGGUACAUUGGUAAAACUUCUUGAGAGUGUGCAUGACCACUCCACAGCUGUAGGGAAGGCCUGGCUCUCUGUGCUCGUCAUCUUCCGGAUCAUACUUCUGGGGACAGCAGUGGAGUCUGCUUGGAAUGAUGAGCAGACGGCUUUUAAGUGCAAUACCCAGCAGCCUGGUUGUGAAAAUGUCUGCUAUGACAAAUCCUUCCCCAUCUCACAUGUGCGAUUAUGGGUGCUUCAGAUUAUCUGUGUGUCCACUCCUACGAUUCUGUACCUGGCCCAUGUGAUCUACACGAUCCGUCGAGAGGAGAAGACCAGAGAGGCUGAUGGUGGCAACACAAAUCAAGGCUCAGAGACCCGCAAGAAGAAGAAGAUGAAGAAGGGUGCCAUCCUGUACACCUACAUCAUUAGCAUAUUGAGCAAGUCUAUCUUUGAGGUGGUCUUCCUGGUCCUCCAGUGGUACAUUUAUGGCUUCAGCCUGUCUGCUGUGUACACCUGCGAGCGUUGGCCUUGCCCCCAUCGGGUGGACUGUUUCCUCUCUCGACCCACGGAGAAGACUGUCUUUAUUCUCAUCAUGCUGGUGGUUUCUCUGGUCUCACUUGUGCUUAACGUCAUAGAGCUCUUCUGUGAGCUAUACAAACAGAAGUCCCACACUGAGCAUCAGUCUUCAGAAGAACACCAGGCCUAUGAGCAGUCUUCAGCACUGGAAGAACACCAGGCCGAUGAGCAGUCGAGGCACAUGAGCAAUCGACAGGGUUGGGAACUAACAAAAUACAUGUAA
Rhinichthys klamathensis goyatoka is the source of this 783-nucleotide messenger RNA. RefSeq names its product gap junction alpha-1 protein-like. The transcript has a single exon. NCBI's taxonomy places the organism in Eukaryota, Metazoa, Chordata, Actinopteri, Cypriniformes, Leuciscidae. Gene Ontology annotation, biological process: cell communication. The record is from RefSeq and is a predicted model, not a curated record. Gene Ontology annotation, cellular component: connexin complex. The coding region runs from base 1 to 783 and encodes 260 amino acids.